Messenger RNA from Doryrhamphus excisus (bluestripe pipefish), 2492 nucleotides. RefSeq names its product phospholipase A2, group XV (gene pla2g15). Lineage: Eukaryota; Metazoa; Chordata; Actinopteri; Syngnathiformes; Syngnathidae. The record is from RefSeq and is a predicted model, not a curated record. Gene Ontology annotation, biological process: lipid metabolic process.
UGAUCUCGAUUACUUGUGGCUUGACUGAAGUUGUUUUGCCGGUUAGAUUGCUCCGCGAUCUACAUUGAACCCCGUGAUCAUCCGUGUCUUCACCCUGCCUUGCGGGACACCGUCAACACUUAAAGGUUAAGCAAGCGAGAGUGUAAAGAGUAAAACCUGUGCGGCUAACGAUCGACGGUCAUGUCUUGUUGGCUAUGAGACACCAGGACUCAUGGCGGGUCGGCAGCGGGUAACCGCCUUCUCACUACUGCUCGCAGUCGGGUUGUUAUUGUUGCUGUUUUCGGCAAGGAGCUCCGGCAAACCUGCGGGGAAAUGCGUCGGCAACACGCAGUGCCAGUCCCCGGGACCCCCAGUGGUACUAGUUCCGGGGGACCUAGGAAACCAGCUGGAGGCCAAGCUGGAUAAACCCAGUGUGGUUCAUUACAUUUGCUACAAGAAGACAGACACCUUCUUCACUUUGUGGCUCAACUUGGAGCAGCUGGUGCCUGUCGCCAUUGACUGCUGGAUAGACAACAUCAGGCUGAUCUACAACAGGACCACACACACCACGUCGUCACCGCCGGGCGUGAACAUCAGCGUCCCUGGAUUUGGCCACACGGACUCAGUGGAGUAUCUGGACCCCAGUAAACGAAGUGUGGGUAUGUAUUUCUUUAACAUAGCACAGGCACUGGUGGAUUGGGGCUACACUCGAGGUGUCGAUGUCAGAGGAGCGCCAUACGAUUGGCGGAAAGCACCCAAUGAAAAUAAGGAGUACUUCCUGGCAUUACAGAAGUUGAUCGAGGAGAUGGCAGAGAAGGGCGGGCCCGUGGUUCUGAUCGCUCACAGCAUGGGCAACAUGUACAUGUUGUACUUCCUCAACCAGCAGCCACAAGCCUGGAAAGACAAAUAUAUCAAAGCUUUCAUCGCUUUGGGAGCGCCGUGGGCGGGCGUGGCGAAGACACUCCGCGUGAUCACCUCCGGUGACAAUAACGGCAUCCCGGUCAUUAGACCGCUGAAGAUUCGCUCUCAGCAACGUUCGGCUGUGUCGACAUCUUGGCUCCUCCCCUAUGCCCACACUUGGCCCAGUGAUCAGGUUUUUAUCCAGACACCUACUACCAACUACACCGUGAUGGACUACAAGCGCUUCUACUCGGACAUCGGCUUCGAGGAUGGCUGGCUUAUGCGUCAGGACACGGAGUCGCUGCUCUUUGACCUCACACCGCCUGGGGUGACCGUCCACUGUUUGUACGGGACCGGCAUUCCAACGUCGGAAUCUUUCCAGUACUCUGCUAAGUUCCCUGACGUGGAUCCCACCGUGUUGUGGGGCGACGGCGACGGGACGGUGAACCUGCUGAGCGCCACCCAGUGCAAGCGGUGGGUGGGGUUUCAGAAACAGCCGGUGACCUUGCAGGAGCUUCCUGGGAACGAGCAUGUGAACAUGCUGUUGAACGUCUCCACCGUGGCCUACAUCAAGAAGGUGCUUUUCUCGCCGUGACGCACAAGUGACGCCUUCUGUGCUUGUUAACUUUGCUCGCCAAAAAACUCACGUGGGACGUGCUGCGUUGCUAACCUGAAGACACGGCAGCCAUUUGAAUACCUCCUACCAUAUUAACAUUCACCGGAACUGUGUUCUAUUUUAAGACACAACUAUCUCUUUAAUUCCUUGAAGACCAUCUUUGAAUGGCUUUUGGAAGAAUUAAUUUUAUACAGUCAUAACUACACAUCUGAGGUCACAAUGUUUACUGACAUUUCUAUUCUUCUAGCUUUUAAACAAGCCAAGACAUCAGGUAUGAUUAUUAUAUUUAAGGAUAUACAAAGUAUGUUGUCCAAAUUAGAUGUUCUAAUUCAAUUAUGCCAUAUUGAUACUUCUUUUUAGUACAUAUACUGCAUUUAAUUAUACUUUCUUGGCUGAUUCUGUGGCUGUAGUUGUAUAUGACAUGACAAGUCGGGCCUUUGUCAGGUGUUUUAAAUACAUUAUUUUACAUUUUUUAUUAUUGGUCUUUAAAUAAAGAUUGAGGACCGGUGGUCCUUUCUUUAAACUUAAUGUAACCGGGCUCAAAGGUACAGUUUGUACAUCUCUUCAGUCUUUCUGGGAACUACAUACUCACUAGUUUUCCUCCAGUGCGUCGUUUUUUCCAGUCCAAGGUUCCAUACUGGUCCAUAUGAUCACUCCGAGAAUUCGUAACUACCAAACUGUCUUCAUGGUUGAAUUGUGAUUCCCUUGAUAGAGAAAACUUGCUGGUCUUUUUUUGUUCCAGUUUAAAGUUGUAAUCCAGUGGAAUUUCAACCUUGCAUGAUACUUUUUGCCUCUGUCUUUCACUUGUAACUAGUUUUCUUUUUUUUUACAAUGUGUCUAGACAAUCAUGAAAAGUUCCAGUUGCCACAUUGCUGUAUGUGCUGCCUUCCAUAAAAUGUUUUAUAUUGUGUAAUUCAUCUUUGAACUUGAUUUAGCUGUAAGAUGUUUUAAUUUUGUGUUAUGCCAUACAGCAAAAACAUAAAUUAACAGAACAAUU